Molecule: messenger RNA, 2259 nt
Organism: Oncorhynchus nerka (sockeye salmon)
Lineage: Eukaryota; Metazoa; Chordata; Actinopteri; Salmoniformes; Salmonidae
Gene: ggt5a
Product: gamma-glutamyltransferase 5a
Exons: 12
Coding region: 220-1878 (552 amino acids)
Biological process (GO): inflammatory response; glutathione catabolic process; leukotriene D4 biosynthetic process
Cellular component (GO): plasma membrane
Molecular function (GO): leukotriene-C(4) hydrolase activity; glutathione gamma-glutamate hydrolase
Source: RefSeq, a predicted model, not a curated record
CAUUAUGCUAUGACCCUACCUACAUUGGACCAGAGCAUUGCUGACAUGGGUAUGAUUUAACAACCUACGAAUUUUUAUCUUAAACAUCUUCUCCUGUGACUCCUAUGAACAAUGUCAAAGAGGAGGAGUUUGCCUGUCCAUCUGCGUUCGGAGUAAGGACAUGGUGACAAAAGUUUUGGACGCCGUCGCAAUUAUAAGAGUGGACUGAAAAAACAAGCAAUGGCCAGAUCUAAAGCAAGAAUAUACACGUGUAUCGCUUUAACGCUAGUGAGCGCGAUUGGGAUAAUUAUUUUAUGCACUGCAUUCGCCAAGCAAACUUGUACGGAAGGGGUCUUUAGAAGCGCAGCUGUAGCCGCAGACUCGGAAACAUGCUCAAAGAUUGGACGAGAUAUCCUGCAGAGAGGAGGAUCAGCAGUAGAUGGAGCCAUUGCUGCAUUACUGUGCACCUCUGUCAUAAACCCGCAAAGUAUGGGCAUUGGCGGGGGGUCCAUAUUCACGGUGAUGGACAGUAGCGGCAAGGUUAAAAUCAUCAAUUCAAGAGAGACUGUCCCUCAGGAGUUUAACCCUGAUCUACUGAGUGGAUGCCCACACACCUUCCAAAUGAUGACAGGCAGCCAAUGGAUUGGUGUCCCUGGAGAGAUCCGUGGGUAUGAGCAGGCCCACAGGUUGUUUGGGAAACUCCCAUGGGCAAGCCUCUUCCAUCCCACCAUCAAGCUGGCCAGAGAGGGUUUCCCUGUACCCCAGGUCCUGGGCCGCUUUAUCCCACUGAUCAACACGGAUGAGACCCUACCAGUACGUCAGUUGUUUCUAGAUAAGAAUGGAAACCUGCUGAAGGUUGGAGACACUGUGAAGUUUGAAAAAUUGGCUGACACAUUGGAGAUCAUUGCAAACCAAGGGGCAGAUGCUUUUUACACUGGAAAAGUAGCAGAGGAUUUAAUCGGCGACAUAAAAGAAGCAGGUGGAACACUAUCCAUGAAGGACCUGGAAUUGUUUAAAGUGACUGUGACAGAUGCAUGGACCAUUCCUCUAGGAGAGUACCAGAUGCACUUCCCCCCGCCCCCAUCAGGAGGCGCUAUCCUCAGCUUCAUCCUCAACAUCAUGAAAGAAUACACCCUAAACUCAGCUUCUCUGAUGGGAAAACAAAAGACUCUCACCUACCAACGCUACAUCGAAGCAUGUAAAUUUUCUAACGGACUGAGGAAGUACAUCCGUGAUCCACACUUCAACUCAGAACCAAGAGCAUUGAAGUUCACUGAGCAGCAGUUUGCUGACCACUUCAGGGCCAUGAUCAGCAGUAAUGAGACCCAUGAUGCUCAGUACUACAACAUCGCUCCAUACCUGGACACCAUGGGCACCACACAUGUGUCUGUGAUAGCUGAGGAUGGAACUGCCGUCUCUGUUACCAGCACUAUCAAUCACAUGUUUGGAUCCAGAGUGUUCUCCCCUAAAACUGGUGUCAUCCUCAAUAAUGAGUUGGCAGAUUUCUGUGGGAAGGCAGAUCACAUUGUUGCAGGUGAGCAGCCUCCCUCCUCCAUGUCACCUGUUGUCCUGCAGUCCAAGUAUAAGACUCUGGUGAUUGGCGGGUCAGGUGGCAGCAUGAUCACCACAGGGAUGGCCUUGACCCUCAUGAACCACCUGUGGUUUGGGAAGAGUCUGGAGGAGGCCAUCGCUGCCCCCGUUGUGUUUGUGGAUUCCAAAAACGCACUGAAGUUUGAACCUGACUUUGACAAGGCUGUGGUGGAGGAUCUGAAGAAUUUUGGGCACACAGUGGAAGAUCAAAAGUACUUCUACAACGUGGUCAAUGCUGUAGAGAAGGACAUCGGUUGCAUCCAAGCCGUUUCAGAUUCCAGAAAGAUGGGCAAGGCCGCUGGUUAUUAGUCUUCCAGACUGUUGGUCACUGACUCUGGAUAUAUGUAGAUAGUAUUCCAACUGUCAAUAUAGAGCUACUGUAGCUAUAUCAAAAACAUGGUUCUAGUUAUGCCUCAGACAAAAUGUGAUUGUGCAGACAGUAUAUGCUUCUCAUCCCAUUUACUACAGUAUCAACAGGCAACGUGUUGAACAGCAACCUCUGAUAUUAAGUCACAAAUAGGAGCAUACUGUAUUUCAUUGUAAUGUAGAGGAUGAUUGAAUGCUAGAUCUGUCCUAUCUUCUCUUCCCCAUCCUUUUUUCUAGAACUUACUGGAUAUUAUUCCAGUACUGGAAUGUAUGUACUUAAUAAUGUACACUGAACAAAAAUAUAAACACAACAAUUUCAAAGAU